UGCCGUUCGAAACGUUUCAUGAUCGAAAAAUUUUGGAAAAAACUCCAAAAUUAAAGCAGUCUCUACUACGCAGUAUAUUUGAUUUCAGAAAAUAUACAAGAGGUACAUCCAAGGAAUAAACUUUCACCCUGAAGUCGAUGCAAAUUUUUAGAGAACGCUUGGAAAACGACCUUUAAUUUGUGAGAGGAGUGGAGCCAUAACAGCCAUUGCACACCAGAACGAGCUCACGUGCUUGUCUUGUUGUUAAAAAAUUGGACUAAUUUUAUACAGUAUGGUGAAAGAGAAAGGCAAAGGACGUCGGGGUGGUUUUGCGCCAACAGUUCAACAGAUAAAUGCUGAUAUAUUAACACAAGUAUGAGAUAUUUCAUUAUUUUCAUAGACGUCAUUAUCGGAUUUUCCCGACUGGAAAGUCUGGAAAUUGCGCACCCGAGAUUUUGAAAAUUUAAUAGUAAAUAUUUAGCAAACAUUUACCGCACGUCCAAGUUCUUAAUAAUUAGUGGUGGUAAUAAUUAUGUGACUCUAUUAGUAUUAACGAGGUGGUGCCCUUAACGAGGUGGUGCCCUGACUGGAAAGUUUGGAAAUUGCGCUCUGGAGAUUUUGAAAAUUUAAUGAUAAAUAUAUAGAAAGCAUCAAAAUUGCGCGCCAGAGUUAUCCGCCGCCCGAUACAAACUUUCCACACUUGGGUGAUGCUAUCAACAGGGUGGAGCUAUUGACAAAGUAGUGCCAUUUUGGUGCCAUUAAGCAACUGAGGCAGUGCUAUGUUAGUGAGAAGUUACGAGAUGGUACCAUUAUUGAAGAGAUUGUACCAUUAGCAAGCUAUUAAUGAAGUGGCAAUAUUAAUAAGGUGGCACUAUUAACAAGGUGGCAGUACUGGCAUAUUUCAUAAUAUUUCAUUAUCAACUCAACUUUUAGGUUGCAAAUACAUACUGGGCACCUCACCGUAACCACUUGCCUUAUGAUCCUAAGGUAAUAUAACUAAUUUUCUAAUUGUCAGCCUCCAGGGAGAGGGGCAGUUGUCUCCCAGUCAAAAUGAAGUUGGGUAAAUUAUAAACGUAAUUCAGGCAAAGAUUGGAGGAAAUAAUUUAGUGUGAGGCAGUUUUUCGGUAAACCGAAAAAAAACGAUGUUUUUCGAAAACCGAAAUACUUGAUGUUACUUUUGGAAAAAAAACUGGAAAACCGAAAAAACCCUGAAAAACCGGGGGAAAACGAGAAAAAACGAAUAAAAAUCGGUUGAUGUAAUUAUGUGUAUAUUAGGGAUGAGCCGAUUAAUCGGUAAAUAAUCGGCAAAGCCGGUAAUCGGCCGAUUAUUGCCUGAUAAUCGGCCAUAAGACUUUUUCUGCAGCUGCCAAUCACAUGCUAAAAUACUGAAUACAAGCGAAUAGAUUUUCACAUUUUGUUGCAAAACCUGUGUCUUUUGUCUCAAGUGUAAUCCACCCGUUGAAGACUGCAGACUGGCAGUCGAAAGCUCGUAAUAAUAAAUAUUUAAAAACCAGAGAACGUCUAAAAACUUAUUAUAAACUUUGACUAUUGACAUGCGAGACUGAAGCUGUUUUUAAUUGUACAAAGUGUGUAUUGUAAACAAUAAAACCGCAUUUACAACUUCAUUGUUGGUCAUCUUGUGAUUUUUCGCUUGCUUUUUAAAAUAAUCGGUGGGUACCGAUUAAUCGGCCGAUUAGUUACAAUAAUCGGCUUAUAAAUAAUCGGCCUCAGUAAUCGGCAAUUUUCCUUAUCGGCUCAUCCCUAGUGUAUGUUAUUUACAAUUAUAAUAUAGCGUUUGUAAAUUCUGAACGCUGAUUGGUUUUCCGCAGCUUGUAACACGGAAAUUGUUCUUAUUCUUCGGGCUUUUGACAUUGCUAUAUUAUAAAACAAAUAUAAAACAUUUUUUCUGUAUUGAUAUAUAGUUAUAUCAACACUCGUGGAAGUUGGGAAAACUCGAAAUUGUGUGAAAACACUCCGCCCUUCGGGCGUCGUGUUUCCAUACAAUUUCUCGUUUUCCCAAUUUCCACUCGUGUUGAUAUAACUGUAUAUCAACACGGAAAAUGUUUUAUAUUUGUUAAAUUGCACACAUAAUACACAAUAAUGAUUGUGUUUAAAGUUUAACCAAUAAAUCAUGAUUAAUUACUGUCAGUGUUUCUGUGUUGUUAGGUUAUAGACAAAAUUUAUGAAAAAGAUCUCUUAGGAUGCAGGUACUUGAUAAUUUAAAUUCUAGUAUGACAAUUUCAUCACCAAUUUACAAUUUCUUUUUAUAUCAUUCAUUAUGUAGUUUUUCAAUUCAACGAGUAAUGCUUUUGGAGUUUAGGUAAGUCAUUAUUUCACAUAAUUUUUCCCUAAAUGUUGUGAACUUUGUUGCAAAGUUCAAAAGUUUGUUCUGAAAUUCACAAAUUUGCUGAACAAAAAUUACGACCUGGUUUGCAUGAUCAAUAUGAACUCGUGGACUUCGCAACAAAGUUCGGAAGGAAGUUUGCAACAUUCAGGGAAACGUUAUGUGAAAUCAACAGUUACCAUCAAAAUAAUGUACACCAAUAAUGUACCAUCUAAGGACCAGUCCUUCUUGCAAAAGUGCCAACUUGAAAUGAAAGCAGGUUAGCAACACAUUGUAGAAAAUUGGAACAGUUUAAAAUAUAGCCUGCAUGGCAGGCCCUCAGUUUUAUGGGGAGCCUGAUUUGCAACGGGCAGGCCUCCCCCGUGCCCGCCAAAAUCCUGCUCAUUGCAAAUCAGGCCCCCCAUAAAACUGAGGGCCUGCCACGUAGGCUAUUUAAAAUAUAACAAUGAAUUGAAAAAGUGGUUAACAAAAUAAAAGUUGUAUUACUGGUUGGGUUCUGCACUGUUUAAUGUCAUGAAAGGUGGGUUUAUUGCAAGUUUUGUGAUGAAAAAAAGUGCUGAAAUUAAUAGAAAAUAAAAUUCCAUGCGGAAUGAAAAACAGACGCUGGUCCAAGAUGAUGAAGCAGGUUUUUUCACAUGGCCUAAGGAGUGGUUUUAUUGUUUUUAGUCAAUACUUGGAAAAUUAUUUGUGGCCAAACUUCAAUGCAGACCAGGUACAGUACAUGACUUAGAAGUUUUUUUGAAAGUUAUAUAUGUUUGUCUUCUAGCAUGAAUAAAUUCUUUAUUUUAACCAAUGCAGGCUUCAUUGGCUCAUACAAUGUCGAUUGUUGUGAUGGUGAAUGAGAAGUUUCGAGAAAGUGUACCACCAUGGGAGGUAAUUUAGCUAGAAAUGUUAUUUUUAGAGAAUUUCAAAGAGGAUUUCCUGUCUGCUUAGCUCUCAGGUGAUAGCAAUGGGUUACACCCAACAAAUGAUCUGCACCAAAAUCCCCUGAAAAUUUGCACUUUCUCCUUCACCCCCUCUUAAAAAUUCCAACUUUGUCACCAUGGAAAACUUGUUCCCCACCCCCUCCUUCAACCACCCCCCUUAGAGUGGGUCGUUCAAAAAAUGAUUCACACACUUCUCCCACAAAGGAAAUUUUUGCUGUAUGGAGCGGGAGAAAAUUUUUUAAAAUAGUAAUUGUAUUAGGACAUCCGGUAAUUGUAUUAGGACAAGGCGUAAAAAAACCCCUGUGGUUCCGGUUCCCGACCGACCCUAUUUUUUUCUGCCGACCCUAUUAUUUUUUCAAUGCGAUUGACUGUGCGACUCUAUUAAUUCUCCAGGUGGUUGCGGGCUGCUCAUGCAGCGUGCCAAAAUGGCGUCUGUUGUCAGACUAAUUAUUGAACCAAAUUGCCUAAAUUCGUCCAUAGGAAAUACGCAUCUCUAGUUAAUAUUGAUGUCGGGACUCUACUGCAAAUCGCCCAGCAAAAAAAACGCCAAAACCAUGAAAAAAAUAUUCAAAAAAAAAUUAUUUCCGAUUUACCGACCCUAAUUUUUUCACAAUAUGAAAUCGGAACCACAGGUAUUUUUUUUUACGCCCAAGGGGCUUCCUUUGUGGAGGAGGUAUGGAUAUUUUUGGAAUGACCUACAUUUACAUGUAAUGCAGAAACAUAUUCCAGAAAUUACAGAAACCACUGAGUAUUUUGAUAAAAUACAAAACAAUAGAUACUCCGAAAAUUGAAAGCAUUUUGAAAAAUGCUAUUGUUUUGUAGAAACAUAUUCAUUCCAGAUUAUUUGAUGCUCUUUCUCCCUUAGAUCUUCAAAUCAAAGCCAGAGCAAUUUCCAGGAUUUUUUCGACAUGUUCUAGACAUCAGUUUGCUUGAAGAGGUACAAUGUGAGAUAACAUCAUAGAUAUCUUAUAUACACUAGAUAGCGCAUCUCUAUUAGUGAAAUUGAAGCCAAGAAUUUUCCAGCGGUUACCCCAUUUGAAUAGAUGGCGGCCAUGUUGGUCGUUCCCACUCACUAAUAAACGCUUAAAAAUAACAAUAACUUUCAUCAUUUGAAUAGUUUUAAAAUGUAUUUGGAAUAGCUUUUACUUAAUGUUUAAGUUCCCUGUUUAAGAAAUAGAAAAUAUACAUAUCUUUUCAUUUCAUGGGAACGACCUGAGACUGCAAUCACGGCUUCAAUUUUUGAAUUGCAGAAUAACUAGAUGCGCUAUCUCGUGUAUAUAAGAUAUCUAUGGAUAACAUAGAUACGGUAUAUAUUUUUACAGCAUUUCAAAGUUUAUGUUCAAUCCAUCCAAAUGGAAUAUUUGUAUUUCUUCUUUCAGUCUGUUACGAUCAAAGAAAAAGUUGUGAUCUUACGUUUUCUGAUUCACUGCUUUAGCAGUUUGGUAAGUACAAAACAUUGAAUGUUUUAUGCACAGUGGAUAGUUAGUAACUCCUAACAUUGGAUUUUAAUAUUUAGGAAACGGAUGUGAUUCGUGAACAAGUUCAACAACUAGUUUCUUUGCCAAUGUGGUCAUGUUUAUUACCAGUGAGUACUGCAGUCUGUAUUGUACUGUACUGGAAUAUACUGUACUGUAAUGUAACAAUGUAAGAACAGGGACCAAAAUAUCGCUUCAUGAUACACCGGUUAGGGUGA
Molecule: messenger RNA, 4942 nt
Organism: Paramuricea clavata
Lineage: Eukaryota; Metazoa; Cnidaria; Anthozoa; Malacalcyonacea; Plexauridae
Source: the annotation of a GenBank genome assembly